AUGCGCAUCUCAAGUCAUCAUGAGGUCUUAACCCUGGAACAAAGAGUAGACAAUAUCCUGCAGAAAACCCCAUUGAUCGAUGGCCAUGAUGAUCUUCCUAUUCUCAUCCGCCUCAAAUAUGGGAACCAAAUCUAUCAGGAUAAUUUCACUACAAAAUUCGUUCAUGGUGGUUUUCCCGGACACGUUGACCUGCCUCGUCUUUCCAAGGGCAAAGUUGGUGGCACAUUCUGGAGUGUGCGUCAGACAAUGGAGCAGGUAGACUUGUGGCUCCGCCUACAGCAAGCCUAUCCGGACACCUUCUCCACGCCUCCAAAUGGUACCACGGCUCUUCAGCCCUUCCUAGACGGGAAGAUCAUCUCGCCGAUGGGUAUGGAGGGUCUCCAUUCCAUCGGAAAUUCACUUGCCUAUUUGCGUCAUUUCUACGCGCAAGGUGUAUCCUAUGCAACGCUGACCCAUAAUUGCCACAAUCGUUACGCUGAUGCUGCCGUCACCGAGCUCCCAGACGGCAGCGUGAAGAAGGCCGAUCCCCAUUGGCACGGUGUCAGUGAGGCUGGAAAGGCCCUGGUUUCUGAGAUGAAUCGGCUCGGGAUGAUUGUUGAUCUGUCCCAUGUAAGCGCCGAGACCAUGCGAGACGUCUUGGGCGCAGGCAAGGAUGACUGGGCGGGCAGUAGUGCGCCGGUCAUCUUCAGCCAUAGCUCCGCAUAUGCCGUCUGCCCUCAUCCACGUAACGUUCCCGACGAUGUGCUGCAGUUGGUCAAAUCACGGAACUCCCUGGUUAUGGUCAACAUUGCCCCAGACUUCGUCUCGUGCAAGGCUGGUGAUAACCCGAACGGUCUCCCUGAUUUUGUCCCCGAAAAUGCUACCUUAGAGCACGUUGCCGAUCACAUCAUGCAUAUCGGGCAACUCAUUGGGUUUGACCACGUUGGGUUUGGGAGCGACUUUGACGGCAUCGGUACUGUUCCCCGCGGCCUGGACGACGUCUCCAAAUUUCCAGACUUAGUUGCCGAACUCCUCAGAAGGGGAGUCAGUGAUGAGGAUGCGGGUAAGGUCGUGGGAGGCAACCUGCUGCGCGUUUGGAGAGACGUAGACCGCAUUGCUCUUGACAAGCAAGCGAACGGAGCUCUGCCUCUUGAGGAUGAUCUUCCUGAAGCGUAA
Aspergillus oryzae RIB40 is the source of this 1155-nucleotide messenger RNA. RefSeq names its product putative dipeptidase. The transcript is spliced from 3 exons. Gene Ontology annotation, biological process: proteolysis. Gene Ontology annotation, molecular function: metallodipeptidase activity. NCBI's taxonomy places the organism in Eukaryota, Fungi, Ascomycota, Eurotiomycetes, Eurotiales, Aspergillaceae. The record is from RefSeq and is a predicted model, not a curated record. Bases 1 to 1155 code for a protein of 384 amino acids.